Molecule: messenger RNA, 1878 nt
Organism: Miniopterus natalensis
Lineage: Eukaryota; Metazoa; Chordata; Mammalia; Chiroptera; Miniopteridae
Source: RefSeq, a predicted model, not a curated record
AUGGCCUACUAUGGAAAAUGCAUCGAAACGGUGAUUGAGCAGCUGGACCGAUUUAAGCCGGGGAAGGACAGUCCUGAGCAGUUCCUGGAGGCUGCGGCCACCUCCCUGCAGACCCUGAGCCCCCAGAAGCAGGCGUUCAUUUUGGAGGUGCUGUCCGGGUGCCUCGAGUACCGGAAGCUGCUGACCAUCGUGGUGGACGCCUUCUACAUGCGGGACGGCCGCCUCUGCCUGUGGGCGGACUACAGCCUCUUCCUGGUGACCUGCUACCUGGCCACCUUCCAGCUGGAGGAGCUUGGCUUCCAGCUCUUCUGUAAAAUCGUCAAGUCCCAGCCGGCUGACAAGAUGCGCCAGUUCCUUGGGUUCUUCUUCAACCCCCUAAACCUGUGCUCGUGGGUCAAGGAUGAGUGGAGCCUCAUCUAUGAGACGGAGCAUGUGAAGUGUUGGAUGGACCCCCUGAUGAGAUGGCAGCCAGAGGUCCAGGAAUUCAUCAACCAGCUGGAGAGGGAGUCGACCAGCCAGCCCCUUCUUUCCAAGGCCAAGGUCACAGAGCCCAAGAAGUUCAACCUGACUGUCCCCAGGCCCCGUGCCAUUCCAGUGCCUGAGCCUGUCCCUGUCAUGCCCAAGCCAAGACCAGUCCCCAGGAGUACCUACGAGCCACCCAAGGAACCACAGGUGCUAGGGAUGACCAAGAGAUACAAUCGCCGCAAGGCAGAGGAGCUGCUGCUGAGGGCAAACCUGGAGGAGAUGCGGUGCGCAGUGCCCAGGGCCCGUGGGGAGCCCCCCGUGCAGGGCUCCAAGAAGCUGCGACUACGGUUCCCUCCCCGGAUCCGCAAGACUCCCAAGCUGACCUUCUACAAGCCUAAUGAGGUCCCGGUCAAGCUGAACACAGCAGCCAUCCUGCGGGAAGGGGCUUUGUACCAGCGGCAGGUGGAGAAGGAGCUGCAGAGGGUGGACAAGCUUAUGGACGGUGCCGGGGACUUCUCCGAGUUCCUUGAGUGGCAGAAGAAGAUGCAGGCCAAGGACCGGGAUGAGCAGCUGGCUGCAGGCAUGUGCCGGAGGCUGCAGGGGAAGCUCAGCCACGAGGAGGCCGCACUGGCCCGGCAGCAGCUCCUGCGGGAAAACCAGCACAAGGCCACCCAAGAAAAGGAGGAGAUGGCCCAGCUGAUGCACCAGUGUGUCGAGAGGCGCCUGCAGGAGGAGCGGUCCAUGAAGGAGCUGGUGGAGCAGGUGAUGGAGGGGCAGAAGAACAUCAAGGUGGCACAGAUGAAGCUCCUGAGGGACCGGCGGCAGACAGUUCAGGAGAUGACUGAGGAGAGUGCAGCACUGCUCCAGCGCAGUGCGCAGGCCGCCCGGGAGGAGCAGAGGCGGCGCUGUGAGCUCAUCUCCCAGCUGCGAGCCCUGGAGACACAGCCCAGGCGUAAGGGCAAGCUUGUGGACCUGACCCAGAUCCCCGGGUAUGGCCUGGAAGGGGAGAUGUCCAUUGUGGAGCUGCGUGAGCGGCUGGCCCUGCUCAAGGAGGCCCAGCGGCGUGAGGAGGAGGAGAAGCGGGACCAGAUCAUCCAGGGCAAGCGUGCCAGGAGCCAGGAGCUGCAGACAGCGCUGGAGCAGAUCUCGCUGUGCCGCGCGGCCAUGGGGAGGUCUGCAGCCUUGAGGUGGGAGGAGAAGAAAGCGGGGCCCCGGGGGGCGCCCCCCCAGGACGAGCGGGUGCAGGAGCUGCAGCGCAGGCUUGUGUACCUCAAUUCUGACACUGGAGCUGGUAGCCGGGUUUACUUUUGCUACAUUUUCAGGACAGGAGCCAUACUGGACUUGAAGAUAGAGCAAAUCUGUGUGGCCCAAAAUGCCUGUGCUAGCCGGAGGAUGAGGAAGCAGCGGGUGUGA